AUGGCGUUGCGGUUCCUCUCGGUCCAAAGGCCGUCGCUGAUAGCGGCGUCCACCCUGUCAAGGCUGGCCGGUCUGACCAUACAGCCGCAAUUCAACAGUGCCAUUGUCCAAGGCCAACGAUACGCCUCGGUCAAGGCGCAGGGAGCGUACAAGAAAAAGUGCAAGCGAGGCAUCCCCAAGAAGCUAGGAGCCAAGCGAACCGGCGACCAAUUCGUCAUCCCCGGCAACAUCCUCUACAAGCAACGCGGCACACACUGGUGGCCGGGCGAGAACUGCAACAUGGGGCGGGACCACACGAUCCACGCGACGGCGACGGGCUAUGUCAAGUACUACCGCGACCCGGCGCGGCACCCCGACCGCAAAUACAUUGGCGUCGUCUUCGACAAGGCGGACACGCUGCCGUAUCCCGCGCACGCCGAGCGCAAGCGGCGACUCAACAUGACGGCACAUCCAAUCCGCGCCGCGGCCGCGGUGCCGGCGCUGUCCCCGUCGGGCAUCCCGUUCGAGGUGACGCGCGUGCAGGCCGGCGAGCCGGACCGCCUGCUCAAGCUCCGCGACGACUACAGCUACCGCGAGGACAACUGGCGCAUCGGUCGGCUUGUGCAGACGACGGGCCUCAAGCUCAAGAAGUUCCGCACCCGCAAGCAGUGGCUCCGUAACAGGCGCUGGCGGCGCGAGCGGGAGAUUGAGGGCCAGCGCGCGGCAGAGGCCAAGAGGGCGCAGCUGGGCGAGGACGGGUUCAAGGCGGGCAAGAAGAUGGCGGGCAAGAAGGCGUCGAAAAAGACAAAGGCGAAGAAAUGA
Messenger RNA from Cordyceps militaris CM01, 801 nucleotides. RefSeq names its product 50S ribosomal protein L27. Gene Ontology annotation, cellular component: mitochondrial large ribosomal subunit; ribosome. Gene Ontology annotation, biological process: translation. Bases 1 to 801 code for a protein of 266 amino acids. The record is from RefSeq and is a predicted model, not a curated record. Lineage: Eukaryota; Fungi; Ascomycota; Sordariomycetes; Hypocreales; Cordycipitaceae. Gene Ontology annotation, molecular function: structural constituent of ribosome. The transcript is spliced from 2 exons.